CCUGGUUCUGCUGCAUAGCAUUGAUAGCAUUCCAUAAGGCAUAAGCUUUUCAGCAUAUAAACCUACAGCCCUUUAAGCUAACCAGUUUCAGUCAGAUGGCGAGUGGACAGCUGUCCAGGGCUGGGGCGUUGUCGUGCUCAGGCUGCAGGCAUGCGUGUCACGUGAUGCUCUACUGUGACACGAAAACUCAGCUGUUUGGGAGAAUUCCAAUCAGACAUAUCAUACUGAUGCAGAUGCGCUUUGACGGUCUGCUGGGUUUCCCUGGGGGGUAUGUUAACCCUUCAGAGGAGACCCUGGAGGCGGGGCUUAGCAGGGAGUUGUUGGAAGAGCUGGGCGUUGCUCUUCCUAUAUCGGCAGAAGAUCAUGUGGACUGCUGCCAUGCCCCUGCUUCCUCCUCCUCCUCCACCUCCCGUCUUAUAACCCACUUCUAUGUGAAGAAGAUGGAGGAGGAGCAGAUAAAGGAGGUGGAGAAAGAGGCUGCAUCCACUGCAACAGAUCAUGGACAGGAGGUUCUGGGAAUGGUCAGGGUCCCUCUCUACAACACGAAAAACGGGGGGGGCCUCGCGCCUUUCUUGUCACACUCAUUCAUCGGCAACGCUCGCUCGCAGCUGGUGGACUCUCUGCUGCGCCUCGACAUGUUCGCCCCUGAGGAGCUGCACAAAGCCCUCGCGCAUUCUCUAAAGAUACACACACACACCGCUGAGGACCUGCAGGCGGCCCUAACGCGAACAGAGGCGAAGAGGAAUUGGUUCUGAAACACGCCUGUACCAGCACUUCCUCUCCAGAACACACAGAGAUACAAUGUGGCCUUCAGCGACACAAUUCUUGACUCACACCAAUCCUAAUCACACACACACACACACACACAC
Messenger RNA from Notothenia coriiceps (black rockcod), 869 nucleotides. RefSeq names its product U8 snoRNA-decapping enzyme. Gene Ontology annotation, molecular function: snoRNA binding; phosphodiesterase decapping endonuclease activity. Bases 96 to 755 code for a protein of 219 amino acids. NCBI's taxonomy places the organism in Eukaryota, Metazoa, Chordata, Actinopteri, Perciformes, Nototheniidae. Gene Ontology annotation, biological process: mRNA catabolic process; sno(s)RNA catabolic process. Gene Ontology annotation, cellular component: nucleus. The transcript has 5 exons. The record is from RefSeq and is a predicted model, not a curated record.